Messenger RNA from Gadus macrocephalus (Pacific cod), 1182 nucleotides. RefSeq names its product interleukin-1 receptor-associated kinase 1 binding protein 1 (gene irak1bp1). Lineage: Eukaryota; Metazoa; Chordata; Actinopteri; Gadiformes; Gadidae. The record is from RefSeq and is a predicted model, not a curated record. Bases 52 to 801 code for a protein of 249 amino acids. Gene Ontology annotation, biological process: immune response; canonical NF-kappaB signal transduction. The transcript has 4 exons.
UCAUCCAUUGUAUCACCAUAGCAGCAGAAGUUGGCUUGGGCUGCUACCGCCAUGGACAACCAGAACCGAGUUUGUUUUGACUCUGGGGAUUCUGCUCCCCAUAGACAGAGAGGGCUUGUGUCGCCUUCCACUCCCCCACAGAGAGGUCCUAGAGUGAGAGAGGUCCAGGUUACCGGAUUCGCGGAAGAUUCUCGCCAGGCGGACCGUGUGACUCUGAGCAUCCGAGUGAGCAGCAGCAAGGAGUCGGCCAGCGACGCCAGCAGCAGCGUGUCCCGCCGACUUGAAUACAUACAACAAACACUUAGACAACAUGGUGUCAAAGAAGAAGAAGUGUCUGUGAAGAGGAGUAUCCAUCGGGAGAAUGACGUGUAUCAUAUGCAGGCAGAGGCCGCGGUGGAUUUCUCAGACUUCCACACGAUGGACAGAUUGUGCUGCGUUCUGCUGGAGAAGCUGGAUAAAAGCGUCUCCAUAGGAACGCCUCGGUUCAACCACAGCAAAGAGUCCCUCAGUAAUCUCAGAUGCAGGGUGUGUCUCGAGGCAGUUGAAAACGCCCAGCGCAAGGCCAGCGACCUGAGCCACCUGCUGGGGCAGACUCUGGGGCCCCCCCUGCUGGUCAGAGAGGAGGAGACACGCGAGUGGAGGAGCCCAGAGGACGGGGAUGAGGAACAGGAGGGGGAGGACGGGGUCAAGAGAGAGGGGGAGGCCACCCGUUCUGUCACCCACCGUCGGACUGUGGCGUGGGCGUCGGCGCGGGUGUCGGUCACCUUCACGUUCCUGGACAAGGCCCGGAAGAAACACUGAACUCAUUCAUUCACCAUCGCCAUAUUCUUAUAUAUAUAUAUAUAUAUAUAUGAAGUCCUGAAGAAGGAUUCUAUUUUUGUAGAAUAAAUUUUAUUUUAUUGCACGGUUGUUAUUGUAUCAGUCUGCAGAUCAUUUUUUAAGAACCACUUAGUUAGACAUCAUGGUACUCGGUAUUCAAAAUACUGCUCACUUAGACCGCAGAAAAAAAAGAUCUAUCUUCAUUACACUCAUUGCUUCUCAUGGACAUUCCAGUUAACCUUUGAACCUCUGUUCUUCUUCUCUGCUAAACACAUUACACUCAUUGCUAGUUAAACUCUGUCGAAACUCUGACAUACUAGCUCCCAAACCCUUAAUCAGUCUUUGAAUCUUACAAGACUCUGC